GCCAGGGUUUUACACGGAUCUUUCACACCUUACCCAUCCAAUCACCCAGUUCCCCGGUGAGUGGGAGUCAGCUGUUCUGAUUACACCCGAGCUCCCCUCAUUAGUGGGGGUUUGAGACUCAACAACCCGCGCAGUUUGUGCAUCCACCCUCACGCUCCCCCAACCCCAGUCCUGCUCAAGACAGGGCCACGUCUGCCCCCCAACUGGGUUUCCUCCCAGACAGCCACUCCACCACUUUCUGAUCAGCACCUCUCCUUAACCGUUUGGUUGCACAGGCCUCUGGGGAGCCGGUUCUUAUUUCUGACAGGUCCCUUCUUUUCCUUCAAACUCUAGCCCCAGAGGAGGUGGGGGUAAAGAAGAGAUAAGGAUCACUGCUCUCACAGGACAGAAAGGGUCUGUCUUCUCCUGGGCUCUUCAGACAACCCCGGGCUUCCUUCCUCAAAUCACGCCAGCUCCCAGCUGGCACUUGCUGGCUGAAAUGUAUCAAAAUGUUCCGCUUUUAGCCCGAGGUUUGGCUCCAUAGAAGGAGCACUGCAGCCGGAGUCAGAGGGCAUGGUCUUGCCAGCUUCUGACUGUGUCUUCGAACCACUUCUCCAGUUCCUCGGGCCUGAGCUCCUCCCCUGUGCGAUGGGAAGAGAAAGGGAAGCGAAAGCUCCCCUGGGGGAUCUCGAGGGACAUUCUGGGAGUCUACAGAGGUGGCAGCUCUGCGGGUCUCCCAGCCCUGGACGCCCGCCCCCCCCCCCCCGCCCCUUAUAGGCGGCCCCUCUCCCUGGAUCCAGGGCGCCCCAUGCACCCAGCAUCCGCGUCCCUCCCUCCCGACCCCCCAAGUCCUUGGGUCCGCUAUAUUCUUCCUCGUCAAACGGACACUUUCGCCCGUCCCCGCAGCAGCAGAGGAGCCUCAAGAUUCGAGCAGGACCGCCGCUAGCCAGAAAGAACAAAAAGGAUCAUGGGAGACUGCCUUGACCUUCUCUUAGGAGUUGUACUCCUGACCAGUCCUGCACUUGGAAUUUCUUCCUGCUUCUUCGAUGGUUGGAGAGCCAUCUAUCUUUCCUGCAACCUCACCCAAGUGCCCCAGGUCCCCAACACCACCAAGAGCCUCCUGCUCAGCUUCAACUAUAUCAGGACAGUCACAACCGCAUCCUUCCCCUUCCUGGAGCAGUUGCAGCUGCUGGAGCUGGGAACUCAGUUUACCCCCUUGACCAUUUACAGAGAAGCCUUCCGAAACCUGCCCAAUCUCAGGAUCCUAGACCUGGGUGGAAGUCAGAUAGACUUCUUGCAUCCAGAUGCUUUUCAGGGACUGCCCCACCUCACUGAACUUCGACUGUUUUUCUGUGGUCUCUCCGAUGCUGUAUUAAAAGAUGGUUAUUUCAGAAAUUUGGCAUCUUUGACUCACUUGGACCUAUCCAAAAAUAAAAUUCAAAGUCUUUACCUUCAUCCCUCAUUCCGGGAACUGAAUUCCUUGAAGUCCAUUGAUUUUUCCCUCAACCAAAUACCUAUUGUAUGUGAGCAGGAGUUCAAACCCCUCCAAGGGAAAACACUCUCCUUCUUAAGCCUUGCUGAUAACCACCUGUACAGCAGGGUCUCAGUGGACUGGAAGAAGUGUCUGAACCCAUUCAGAAACAUGGUCCUGGAAACCCUAGAUGUUUCUGGCAAUGGCUGGGGGGUGGACAUCAUGAGAAACUUCAGCAAUGCCAUCAAUGGGAGCCAGAUUUUCUCUUUGGUUCUUACUCAUCACAUUAUGGGUUCUUCAUUUGGCUUCUCCAACCUGAAGGAUCCUGACUACCACACCUUUGCUGGGCUGGCCAGGAGCUCGAUGAUACAGCUGGACAUUUCACAUGGGUAUAUCUUCUCCCUGAACUUCCGAGUCUUUGAGACACUCCAGGAGCUGAAGGAACUAAACCUCGCCUACAACAAGAUAAACAGUAUUUCGAGGAAUGCGUUUUAUGGACUCGACAACCUCCAAGUUCUCAAUAUAUCAUAUAACCUUCUUGGGGAAUUAUAUAAUUAUGAUUUCGAUGGACUACCUAAGGUGGCCUAUAUUGACCUGCAGAAGAAUCACAUUGGGAUCAUUCAGGACAAAACAUUCAAAUUCCUGGGGAAAUUAAAUACCUUGGACCUCCGGGAUAAUGCUCUUAAAACAAUUUAUUUUCUUCCAAGCAUUCCUAAUAUCUUCUUAAGUGGCAAUAAGCUGAUGACUUUGCCAAAUAUCCCACUUACAGCCAAUUUCAUCCAAUUAUCAGAGAAUAGGCUAGAAAAUCUGAAUGAUCUCUACUUCCUUCUCCAGGUACCUCAUCUCCAGAUUCUCAUUUUAAAUCAAAAUCGCUUUUCCUUUUGUCACCAAAACCAUGCCCCUUCAGAGAAUUCCAGCCUAGAAAAGCUUUACCUUGGAGAAAAUAUGUUGCAACUUGCCUGGGAAACUGGGUCAUGUUGGGAUAUUUUUAAGGGGCUUUCUCAUCUCCAACUCCUCUAUCUAAAUAAAAACUACCUGAAUUUCCUUCCACCAGGAGUAUUUCAUCAUCUGACUGCACUGAGGGGACUCAGCCUCAAAGACAACAGGCUGACUGUUCUUUUUCCUGGCGACUUACCUGCUAACUUAGAGAUCCUGGAUAUAUCUGGAAACCAGCUCCUCUCUCCUGAUCCUGAUUUAUUUGCAUCACUGAGUGCCAUAGACAUAACUCAUAACAAUUUCAUCUGUGAGUGUGAACUUAGUGCUUUUAUCCAUUGGCUCAAUCAAACCAAUAUCACAAUAGCUGGAUCUCCAGCAGACAUGUACUGCAUGUACCCAAACUCUCUGGCUGGGGUUUCCAUUUACAGUCUUUCCACAGAAAGUUGUGAAGAAGAAGAAGUUUUAGAGUCCCUAAAGUUUUCCCUUUUCAUCUUGGUCACUGUCACCUUGACUGUGUUCCUCGUGAUCACCCUCACGGUUACUAAGUUCAGGGGGUUUUGGUUCAUCUGUUAUAAGAAAGCCCAGAGUCUGCUGUUCAAGGACCCCAUCAAGGGAAGAGAAUCAGAUAUGUACAAAUACGAUGCCUAUUUGUGCUUCAGUAGCAAAGACUUUGAAUGGGUGCAGAAUGCUUUGCUCAAACACCUGGAUGUCCAGUACAACAGCCAAAACAGAUUUAACCUGUGCUUUGAAGAAAGAGACUUUAUGCCUGGGGAAAACCACAUUGCCAACAUCCAGGAUGCCGUGUGGAGCAGCAGAAAGACUGUCUGUCUCGUGAGCAGACACUUCCUUAGAGACGGGUGGUGCCUCGAAGCCUUCAGUUAUGCCCAGAGCAGGUGCUUAGCUGACCUCAGUGGCGCCCUCAUCAUGGUGGUGGUGGGGUCCCUGUCCCAGUUCCAUCUGAUGAAGCAUCAGUCCAUCAGAGGGUUCGUCCAGAAACGGCAGUACUUGAGGUGGCCUGAGGAUCUCCAGGAUGUUGACUGGUUUCUCAAUAAACUCUCUCAAUGCAUUCUAAAGAAAGAAAAGGAAAGGAAGAAAGACAGUACUAUUCAGCUGCAAAAUGUAACCACCAUCUCCUAGGCAAAGGAGCAGUUUCCACUUAUCGCAAGCCACAGAUAACUCUGUACCUUUUAUUUCCACCAGUUACCAUUUGCAUACCUUUGUGUUCAGUUGCUUGGUCAUGUCCUACUCUUUGCGACCCCAUGGACUGUAGCCCACCAGGCGCCUCUGUUCAUGGGAUUUCCUAGGCAAGAAUACUGGAGUGGUUUGCCAUUUCCUCCUCCAGGGGAUCUUCGUGACCCAGGGAUCGAACCCAAGUCUCCUGUGUCUCUUGUAUUAGCAGGCAGAGUCUUUACCACUGAGUCACCUAGGAAGCCCUUAAGUUGCCAUUUGGGGGUCCUUUAUGGAGUUGUUGUUUUCCUACAAUGAAAAGAACAUAAAUCUCCUUGAUUUUCAUAGCAACACAAUGUUUUGUCUUGCCAACGUCCAAAUGGAAAGUAAUAGAUCUAGAAAAUUGCAACGGCCCCCAGCAGUUCUUACUCUGCAUUGAUUUCCUUUCAGAACCAGUAACACUGAUCUCUCCCAUUGCAUCGACUACAGGAUAUAUCCUCUGCAUGGCAAGGGCACCUUGGGAGAAGUUACAGAUGGCUGACACCCUUUCUCUAGCAUUCGUUUCCAGAAGGGGGCUGGUCAGUGAUUCUGAGGGCUCUGUGCCUAGCACAACAACACUAAAUAGAAAACAAACAGAAAAAGAGGCAUGGUUCCUACUAUUACCCUGAGAACAAUGCCAUUGCUCAGUACAGGUCAUGCCCAGUCUCAGGGAUCAGAGUGGCCCCAAAGAAGCCAGCAUGAGAAUGACUAGAUCUCCUGGGGCCAUAUUGCCUUACUUCUUCUUACCUCUUGGAUCUAACCCUAGUGGGCCAUGGACGUUCUUUUUGGCUUGCAACCUUUAUUUCAACCUGGCUUUCAAGGCUUUUAUUUCACCAGCCUAUUUCAGCUUUAUUUCCCCCCAUACUUCAUUUAUCGACCACUCAUGCUGUUGCAGAAAGAAAUUGGACCUGGAUCCAGAACUUGGUUUGACCUCUGAUUCUGCUGCUCCCGAGCUGUGUGGCCUUGAGCACAUUACACACCUUCACUGGGCUUGUUUUCUCAUCUGUAGGUGUGAUCCUCUCUACCUCACAGAGUUGACGCGAGAGUUAAAUCCACCAAGAAUGUCAGGGUGUCUCAGAUCUUAUCUUUAGCCACCCUAAUGGCCAUAAGAGGGUCUCCACACCAAGGAGGGCCUUCUGGAGGCAGUUGUGAUUUCUUAGAAUUUGUAUUCUUUUUUAUCUUAAGAAAAAUCUAUGUGUAUUUUGUAUUUUUUAGAUUGAUUUUAAUAAUAAAUGUUUUUCUGCAAAAGCA
Molecule: messenger RNA, 4843 nt
Organism: Bubalus bubalis (water buffalo)
Lineage: Eukaryota; Metazoa; Chordata; Mammalia; Artiodactyla; Bovidae
Gene: TLR5
Product: toll like receptor 5
Exons: 2
Coding region: 947-3523 (858 amino acids)
Biological process (GO): toll-like receptor signaling pathway; inflammatory response; immune response
Cellular component (GO): membrane
Molecular function (GO): protein binding; transmembrane signaling receptor activity
Source: RefSeq, a predicted model, not a curated record